CAGCGGCUAUUGGAGACCGCCUCCCCCAGUCAGAGUCGCGCGCCUGCGGGUACGGACGUGUCGGCCGCAUGUGGAUUUGUCGCGAGUGGUGUGAUCACACGGCGCCGGUAUUAACGCGCUCCUUGUACUAUAGUACUUUUAUUAUAGUAUUGUCCGAGUGACGCCUCUUUUAAUUAUGCUCAUGGUCCAGACAAACGCUCAGCCGAUGAAGAACAACAAACUGAAAGGCCCACCUCCUGUGCCUCCGCGACCAAAUCAAAGUGUUGUGGCGGAGGCGCUGGCGAAAACGAGGAAGGCCGUUGCGGAAUCGAAGGCCAACUUUACCAAGUCUCGUAGUUAUUCUAAACAAGAGCACUCGAAUAGCGGUGCGCGUUCUAAAACUUUGGAAAGAGCUAACACAGUGCAGCCGACAGUCUCGCCCAAACAAAAUGGUUUGGCCCGUGUUAAGUCAUUUAUUAGAGACGUUAUCAGCGACCGUAGUUCUUCGUCUGAUGAGCGUAAAUCCAGUGGUCAGAACUCGAGAAGAAGUUCGAGUGACAGUAGUUCAACACCUGCGGCUAUUACAGUGAGAAAAUCGAAUGAAUCACUCAACUCUAAAGCAGUUAAAACCUGUCGACAGAUAUUAGUGAGAUCACUGUCGACGUCAAACAAAUUAGAUCAGCAAGAUGCAAAAUGCAAGGUUACAAAGUCAUCUAGUUUUGCAGAAAAAUCUUUGCCAUUGCGUAAAGCUCCUCCACCGCCUCUCUCACCUAAACCUAAGUUAAAACCAAUGAAACCAUUACCGGUACAAAAACGUCCAAAGGUAAAUACACCAACGAAAGAAUCACCUGAGAUUAGUCUUUACGCUUCGCCAAUAGACGCGAAGCCACCUCGUAGUCCCCAGUCUGAGGCGCCUUAUGCUUCAGUCGAGGAAGUUCAAGAAUUCGACGACCGGCUUCGCAACAGUCCCUCGAGACAAAUCGACAAUAUCACGGAUCACAAAGAGCUCAGGAUUGUUAAUAAUGAAACAGAAAAUAAAAAUAAUAAUUCUCUAGAAAGGAAAACAUCUCAAGUGACAGAAAUGCUAAUCUCGGAAAUAUUAGCGAGCAGAAACAACAACAAAGACGAAGCUAAUACGGUUAUAGAUAAAGGGAAAGAUUCUGAGAAUAUCACCAAAGAGAACGAGUCACAUCAGAUGCAAUUGAUGAAGGACAUGAACAAUCACGAGAUGUUGAUUUAUGAACUACAAACGAUGCGGUCACAGUCUGACGUACCGCAAAGUUUUGAAACGAAGGACAUAGAAAGAAAUGGACAUUGCGAUUCUGAAGAUUCUGAACAAAACUACGCGAUGUCCUCUGUGAACAGUGAAAAUGUGGAUGAUGAUUAUGAACACGCUUACGCUUAUAUUGUUGAUGAUGAUUUAAAAUCUAGGCUACGUAAACAGUUCCGGGCGAUCAGCACAAUGUCGUUGCAAGGCCUGCCCCCACUACCGAAGAGUCUCAGUGGCUUCGCGGAAGACGAUCCGGAUACUCCGGACCCUCCAGACACAUCCAACGAAAAACCACCCACCGAUCUUGAUUCACAGCUCGUUUAUCUCAAGAAAGAAAUGGCCAGCCUGCGUCAGUUGGAUCUGUCGCUGUUGUCCGAAUUGUGGAGUCUGAGCGAGGCCAUGGCGUCGUGGAGGAGACAGCUGGAACGGGCGCCGCGACUCAGACCAGCACCACCACCGCCCCCACCCAUACACUACCUCAGGACAUAGCCCCGCCACAGAACUCACCAAUAUAACGAAGAAUCUUACGUCAUUAAAAUAUAAGGCUAUAAUGAUUGCCAAUGUUAGUUUGAAGGAUGAAAUAAAUAAAGCGGACUGUCAUUUGUGUAUUAAUUACGUGAGAAAUAGUGAAGUGACGUUGUAGUGAAAAUGAAUGAAUUUAACUGACUCAAUGUUUACUUACGUGCGAAGAAAAGAUAUUGUUAUGCAUAUGUAGCUUCAGAUGACCAUAAUUUUUCUUGGUCAUUACAACCUAGUAUUAAAUUUCAGAUUUUGUAUUAUAAUUAACAAAAUACGAAAGUCGUUUGAUGAUUAAUUUAUAAAUAUUUUUAGAUUUAAUAAAAUUAAAGGUAAAAUGAUUGUGUCUCAUUUCCUAUUCACGAUUGCUAGGAACGGUUUAUUUUCCCUAAGGGACAGUUUAGACAACCACCCUGGCUCCUCGGGUCAUAAAUUCAAACACACUCGAAGAAACAAAUUGUACCACUUUUGAUGUUCGUGUAAAACUAGAUAAGAAAACUAAAUUAAUUAAAUGUAAGAUUUUUAAGUUAUGUAUUCGAAUUUCUUUCCCGAUUUUGAAUACAGACCCUCAAGUGUAUUUUAUCUAUCGCCUUAACUACGGAGGCGAUCGGAAAUUCGCAAUUUUUUUAAAAAUCUACAAAUGUUGCCAUACCUUGUACCGUUGGGGAAGUCAAUUCGCACCCGCACUGCUUUUUUGUCUGUUUUUGUUUUAACGGUACGAGAUUAUUAAGAGUACAGUUCUUUUUAAUUUUUAAAGAAAUUUAAAAUCGCAAGUGUAAUGUAAUAGCUGCGCUACAAACGCCACUAACUUGAUUUUGCCGUCUCUACUAUUUUAUAAAUAUAACAGUAUGAGCAUUAGUAUCCUUAAAUAGAGCCGAAGAAGGCCUUUAAUUCAAAAUCAAUCCGAACAUUUCGACGAAAUCUUCACAAUUGAAACUAAAUAAGAAUGAGAGAACUUAAGACCCUACUAGGUAAAAUAUUAGACGAAAUAUUAUCUGAAAAAGUAAUAUCUGAUGGUCACUUAACGUAAUCUUAAGACGCACACUGACAAGUCAAAUAAUGUAAUUAAUUCUAAUUUUAAUUUCUGUAGAAAUGCCAAUGCACUGUAUUAGAAAUAACAAAAUCAACUGCUUAAGGAACUUAUUCAGGCAGCUUUACAAAUGUCUUGAAUUACUUAAAUGAAAUUUAAAAAAUCUACUCCGAUCGACCUUCAUAACGGUAGACUAAUUAUUAAUCAGUGUA
Bombyx mandarina (wild silkworm) is the source of this 3007-nucleotide messenger RNA. RefSeq names its product lemming B (gene lmgB). NCBI's taxonomy places the organism in Eukaryota, Metazoa, Arthropoda, Insecta, Lepidoptera, Bombycidae. The record is from RefSeq and is a predicted model, not a curated record.